This is a messenger RNA of Microsporum canis CBS 113480, 1761 nucleotides long. RefSeq lists its product as hypothetical. The coding region runs from base 1 to 1761 and encodes 586 amino acids. The record is from RefSeq and is a predicted model, not a curated record. The transcript is spliced from 2 exons. NCBI's taxonomy places the organism in Eukaryota, Fungi, Ascomycota, Eurotiomycetes, Onygenales, Arthrodermataceae.
AUGGAAGAAGUUGAUCUUGUCGUCGUUGGUGCAGGCCCGUAUGGUCUAUGUGCGGCAAAGACGUAUCUGGAAGUCAAUCCUUCCGCCAACGUUGUGCUUCUGGAGGCGGAAUCGUCUAUUGGAGGAGUGUGGGCAAAACAUCGUCUUUACAAGAAUCUAUGCACAAACAAUGUCUUUGGCUCAUACGAAUUCCCGGAUCUUGCCAUGGAUGCAGAGACGUUUGGCGCAGAGAAGGGGAAACAUAUACCCGGAGAGACCAUGUAUGCUUAUAUGAAUGCAUAUGCAAAGAAGUUCUGCUUAACAGAGAGAACCCGCCUUAGAACAAGGCUCGUAUCUGCCGAGCACAGGGAGAAUCCUUCCUCAUGGUUGCUUACAGUCGAUGCAAACAGCGAUGGAAUGGAGGCAGCCGUUGGAACAUUGUCGACCAUCCUCACAUCGAAGCUGAUGCUGGCAACCGGGCUUACGUCCCGGGCACACCUACCAAGAUUCAAGGGCCAAGAGUCAUUCGAGGCACCAGUGUUCCAUUCUCGGAACAUGCCGAAGCACGAGAAUGACCUGUUGCACCACGACAAGUCAGUGGUUGUGUAUGGCGGCGGGAAGGCUGCCUGUGACAUGGCUUACACCUGCGCAGCGUCCGGGGCGUCCGUUGACCUGGUUAUUCGUGAACAUGGCCGUGGUCCUGCUUGGAUGUCAGGUCCAAGGAUCACACCAUUUAAGGUAUAUCUGGAGCACCUGCUUCUAACCAGGUGCACGACUUGGAUGUCCCCUUGUAUCUGGGCAACAUCAAGGCCUCUUAAGUUCUUCCAUGAGACAUGGUUUGGUCAAAAACUCGUCAACACUUUUUGGGGCCUGGUGAAGAACGACGUGGUCACCACUAACAAAUAUAACAAACACCCGGAAGUCAAGAAACUGACACCAUGGGUUGAUCCGUUCUGGGUCAGCACAUCACUCAGCAUCCUGAACUACCCCAGUGAUUUCUUCGACCUAGUAAGGAACGGCCAGAUCAAAGUACAUAUUGCGGACAUUGUCUCUCUCUCGAAGCAGACGGUUCACCUCUCCAGCGGCACCUCCCUCAAGGCCGAUGCAUUAAUCUGUGGAACAGGUUGGGAAGCUCGAUCUGCUGUAACGUUUCUGCCUGAAGGGAUCGACGGGCAGCUUGGAGUCCCCUGGGGCCCUGAGCCGCUGGACAAGUCACUCCUAGAGGCGGCAGACAAGCAUAUUCUGAGACAGUUCCCCCAGCUCGGGGUUUCGCUCAAAGUCAACGAGCAGUUCAAGCACUUCUCUGCCGACUCCGAGACACGGUCGGCUCAUCCAUACCGGCUGAUUCGAUUCAUGGCUCCGCCCAAGCUGAAAGAUCGAUCGAUCGUCUUUCUUGGUACUGCUGCCAACGUAGACACACCCGUCACAGCGUCGAUACAAGCUCUCUGGGCCACUGCGUACUUGUCAGGCCAGCUCGAGGUUCGGCCGCUCAUCCAACGGCCGGCUGAGCCCAAACCGGCGGCAGAUGAAGAUGAGACGGACUGGGAGGUAGCUCUUCACUCGCAAUUCAGCAUAUGGCGAUUCCGUGACGGUAUGCGCAUGCGGAAUCCUGACUUCGUCUUCGAGUCGAUCCCAUAUCUCGACCUGAUGUUGCGAGACCUGGGCCUGCAACAGUUUCGCAAGAAGGGCUUUCUUCGAGAGAAUUUCACAGUGUACAGGCCGCGAGACUACCAGGGACUGGUAGAUGAAUGGAAGGCAAAGCACAAGCACCACCAGAAGUAG